This is a messenger RNA of Myotis brandtii (Brandt's bat), 510 nucleotides long. RefSeq names its product transcription elongation factor SPT4-A-like. Gene Ontology annotation, biological process: positive regulation of DNA-templated transcription, elongation; regulation of transcription elongation by RNA polymerase II; chromatin organization. Bases 1 to 378 code for a protein of 125 amino acids. Gene Ontology annotation, cellular component: DSIF complex; nucleus. The transcript has 2 exons. NCBI's taxonomy places the organism in Eukaryota, Metazoa, Chordata, Mammalia, Chiroptera, Vespertilionidae. The record is from RefSeq and is a predicted model, not a curated record. Gene Ontology annotation, molecular function: zinc ion binding; RNA polymerase II complex binding.
AUGAGCCUUGAAAAAGCAUUUUGCUGUUCUGUUCAGACGGUGCCCAAGGACCUGCGGCAUCUGCGAGCUUGUUUGUUGCAUUCGCUGGUCAAGACUACAGACCAAUUUGAAUAUGAUGGUUGUGACAAUUGUGAUGCAUACCUUCAGAUGAAGGUUAACCGAGAGAAGGUAUAUGACUGCACCAGCUCUUCCUUUGAUGGAAUCAUUGCAAUGAUGAGUCCAGAGGACAGGUGGGUCUCCAAGUGGCAGGGAGUCAGUAACUUUAAGCCUGGUGUAUAUGCAGUGUUAGUCACUGGUCGCCUGACCCAAGGAAUUGUGAGGGAGCUGAAAAGUCGAGGAGUGGCCUACGAAUCCAGAGACACAGCUAUAAAGACCUAGCAAGAUGCAAGGCUGCCAGUGUCUUUGUCAUGGCUUCCUGCCUCUGCUUAUUUAUUGUUCUGAAACUAAAUGGACAGAACUUCAAAUACUCCUCACUCUCUAAUUCUGAGGCUUAACAGACUGAUGAGAGAG